This is a messenger RNA of Salvia miltiorrhiza (redroot sage), 2241 nucleotides long. Its product is annotated as exocyst complex component EXO70B1. Gene Ontology annotation, molecular function: phosphatidylinositol-4,5-bisphosphate binding. Bases 156 to 2105 code for a protein of 649 amino acids. The record is from RefSeq and is a predicted model, not a curated record. NCBI's taxonomy places the organism in Eukaryota, Viridiplantae, Streptophyta, Magnoliopsida, Lamiales, Lamiaceae. Gene Ontology annotation, biological process: exocytosis. The transcript has a single exon. Gene Ontology annotation, cellular component: exocyst.
AAUAUUCAGUUGUAAUGUCCAAAAAUGAUGCUUCUCCCUAGACCCUCUAUUUCCCACACCCCUCUGCUUUUCUUCUCAUUAAUUACACAAAAGACAGAAAAAAUAACGGAAAUUAGUUAACACAAAACUGGAAAACGGUAACAGAUCGAAAAUCAAUGGAAGAAGCCCAUCUCCAGAAACACAACAGUUUGAGCAAAAUAUCCCAAAUUACAACCAGCCCCAACCCCCAAAAUUCGGUUGAUCUAUCCAACGACGAUGCAUGCGAUCAACAUUCUGCGCAUCACACCCAUGAAAUCGCGCACAAUGUUGAUCAAUUCAUCACUACGAUCGCCGCAAUCGACGACAAAUCGUCCGACUCACCGGAAAUUCCUGAUUUCAUCGAGACCUUCUCCAAAAUCAUCGAAUCAAGAGUGAAGAAAUACAAAAAAUCCAGCGACACCGGCACGAGAUUCGGCAAGAUGACGGAGGACGAUUUGCUGUUCAUCCACUCCGUCCGGCGCAUCUCCAAAUUGACGAACGCGUUGAGCGAGUUCCCGGCGGAUUCGAACGUGAACCCGUCGAUGAAUCAGACGAGCGCGGCGCUGCAGCACGCCAUGGUGUUUCUGGAGGAGGAAUUCCGCGCCUUGUUGGAGGAUUCGAGGAGCGAUGCGGAUGCUGAGAUUGUGCUCAGAUUGUCGUCUUGCAGUUUGAAGAGUCAACAGGAUUACUGCGAACUGGAGGAUCCCGGGCAGUCGGAAGAAUAUCCGGCCUACUCGCCGGAGGUGGUGGCGAAGAUGCACGAGAUCGCGUCGACCAUGAUCUCCGCGGGGUACGAGACGGAGUGCUGCCAGGUGUACUACAUCUCGCGGCGGAACGCCAUCCGGAAGAAGAUGGCGCGGAUGGAUUUCGAGAUCAUGUGGAACAUGGACGACGUGGCCAAGGCGGCGUGGGAGACGCUGGAGGCGGAGAUCUCGCGGUGGAUCAACGUCGUCAAAGCCUGCUCGGAGAUCAUCUUCCCGGGGGAGAAGCGCCUCGGCGAGGCCGUCUUCGCCGACUACCCGUCCAUCUGCCGGAGCUCACUGAGCAACAUAAUCCGCGGGGUGGUGAUCCAGCUCCUGGACUUCGCGGAGGCGACGGCCAUGGCGAAGCGGUCGGCGGAGAAGCUGUUCAAAUACCUGGACAUGUACGAGGCGCUGCAGUGCCUGGUCCCCACCAUCACGGGCGACUCGUGCUGGGGAGAUCUGAUCGAUGAGGUGUCGGACGCGGUGGACCGGAUCGGAGAGUCGGCGGUGAGCAACUUCUGCGAUCUGGAGAACUCGAUCAAGGGCGACUUGGCGAGGACCCCGGUGCCCGGCGGCGCAGUGCACCCGCUCACGCGCUACGUCAUGAAUUACCUGAAAUACACGUGCGACUACAAGGACACGCUGGAGAAGAUAUUCGAGAAGCACACGCAGCUGGUGAGGAGAUUCCCGGUGGCCGUGAGCCUGGAUUUGGAGAAGGAGAGCGAGAGCCCUCACAACUUCGAAACCAUGGCGGGGACCACGGCGUUCUCCAUCCAGGUGGUGACGGUGAUGGACCUGCUGGACGGGAAUCUGGACAAGAAGUCGAAGCUGUACCGCGACACGGCGCUGCGGUACAUAUUCCUGAUGAACAACGGGAGAUACAUUCUGCAGAAGGUGAAAGGGGCGAGCGAGAUCCUGCAGGUGAUGGGGGACACGUGGUGCCGGCGGCGGUCGACGGUGGUGCGCCAGUACCACAAGAACUACCAGCGGGAGACGUGGAACAGGGUGCUGCAGACGCUGAACCAGGAGGGGCUGGUCGUGAACGGGAAGCCCAACAAGCCGCUCAUCAAGGAGAGGUUCAAGAUCUUCACCACCACCUUCGAGGAGAUAUACAGGUCGCAGACCACCUGGGUGGUCAGCGACGAGCAGCUGCAGUCGGAGCUGCGGAUAUCCAUAUCGGCCGUCUUGAUUCCAGCCUACCGCGCCUUCGUCGGCCGCUUCCGCCAGUACAUGGACAACCACAGGCAGGCCGAUAAGUACAUCAAAUACCAGCCCGAGGAUGUUGAGACCAUGAUUGAGAAGCUUUUUGAGGGCAAUAGUAUUUCCAUGCUCAGGAGGAAAUAGCCAUACCCUUGUACCAUACUUUUUACCCUUUUUUUUUUCAAUUUUUCUUUUCGACUUCCACUUUUUUUUUUAUGUAAUAAUUUGUUGGAUAUUCAUGAAAUCGAGAUGAUGCCUGUUUGUUGGGUGGUUUUUGUUA